AUGAAUCCGGCCAUGAUGAACUCGAGUGAUUCGACUGAUCUACUCGAGCUACAACAUCCCCUGAAUGUGACCACGUCACCGGCACCUAUACUCGGCGCAAUAUUCGGCUGUUUCAGUGUCAUCGCAUUGGUGGCCAAUUUUGUACUUUUUGUCUACAUUAUCUCACAUCGACUCUAUCGUAACUUUAUAUCAUCUCAUUUUAUUGCGCAUCUUUGCAUAACGAAUGCUGUUGCUUUAUGCGCUUUACUGCCCAUGUUCGUCUAUAAUGUUUGGACUGGUCAUAAUAUAUGGGCUUAUAAUAAUGUGAUGUGCAGAGUACAGGCAUUACUAACGUGUUCUGUAUGGACUGUAAUGCAGUUUAUGGCAUUAUGCAUUGCUGGUGUACAUUUGUUAACAUUCGCGAGAAUUCACUACGAACAAUUAUUUGGAUUACCACCGAAUAUGUUGUGUGCUUUGGCAUGGCUGAUUGCAUUCGGACUUGCUCUACCAACGAUUACCAAUGGACACAUUGUCAUCUACGAUCCAGCCUUGAGGCACUGUGUUUGGGGUGAUACGGAUAGUGGUCUCAAAUUUCUCACAUACCUUCUCAUACUGGGUGUUGUUAUUCCAGCGUCAUUAGCAUCUUACGCAUAUAUUCGUGUACUCGGUAUUCUCUAUCACAGCCCAAUCGUUUUUCAAAGUAUUGGAUUGUACAAAAGUCGUUUUCUCGUUUAUGCGUUCCUUUUAAGUCCAUUCUAUCAGUUGCCUUUUUACGCGAUAACAAUGGUAUCUGAAUGGCGUCAAGUCGACACAACACUGCCACUAAUAUUCAUGUUUCUCGCUUAUACGCAGUGUAUUGUUUCACCAGCUCUUUAUGGUGCAUCGCUGUUCCUGAUGAAAGAGGAAGAUAUGGCUUUAACGGCUCGUGCUCACAAAACACCAAAUUCACAUCAACUCACGCAACAUUUGUAG
This is a messenger RNA of Anisakis simplex (herring worm), 951 nucleotides long. Lineage: Eukaryota; Metazoa; Nematoda; Chromadorea; Rhabditida; Anisakidae. The record is from the annotation of a GenBank genome assembly.